AUGGCCUGUACUGGAUGGAGAAUUGCCCCAGAGUCGACAUGGAGGAUGAAGCUCAUGGAGGACGAAGCCGCUCGCGAUGUAUUUGCACGCACGUGGGGAUUCCACAUCACUGCUAUUAACCCUGAGCCGAGUAGGACUGUGCCUCAGGGCGAGGGUAAUCCCCUGAGCGUGGAUCCGCUGAGCGUGGAGAUGACGUUCCUGCGGCUCUCACAAAUUGUGAACCGCUGCCAGCGCCACAAGUGCAACACCACGUACUGCUUGCGGGCGAGGAAGAGAACCGGCGACCUAGCGAGAGAUAUGGAAGGGGCUGCUGUCGAUAUUGAGGCGGCCAAUGCGGCCAAUCGAGAGAAGGAGUGCCGUUUUAAUUUUCCCCGUGCUCUGCGGGAGCUGGCAGCAGUUAUCAGGAAGGAAGGCAAGUCAUACUACGUUUUCGAGGCGGCACGGAAUGACAACCUCAUGAACCACUUCAAUCCCGCCAUUAUCCUAGGCUGGCUAGCCAAUAUCGACAUAUCUCCUUGCACCAGCUUACAGGCGGUAAUCACGUAUGCUGCGAAGUAUUGCAGCAAAUCCGAAAAGAAGACAGAGCCUUACUGUAAGCUUGCGGACCAGGUUUUGCCGCACACCGCGCACCUUCAGCCCCUGUUGUCCUUCUCCUCUCGUCUGAUGAAUAAGCUGAUUGCCGAGAGGGAUUACUCGGCGCAGGAGAUUUCCCAUCUCUUGCUUAAUCUUUCUCUGCAGGAAGGCACGCGGAUGGUGGUCUCCGUGGACUGCCGUCCAUUGGAGCAACAUGCGCGGACGUAUCGCGUCGGCGAGGAUAUCAAUGAGACCAUCGGCAACUACAGGAAGUAUCUCGAGAGAAAUGAGCAAUAUGGGGGUGUAACCUACCUCGAGUACCUGCAAUCGUACAACCUCAAGACGUGGAGGAGACUUGCUGCUCAGGCGAAGAAGAGGGUCCUGUCUUACUUCCCUCGAUACAGGUCCACAGAGACCUCUACCCAGUUUAACGACUUCUGCCGUGUUAAAUUGAUGAUGGCUCAUCCACAUCGCUCUCCAGAGGAGUUGUACGUAGCAAAACUAGAUGAUGAAGAGGUCGCCAGGUUCGCCAACGCCUUACGAGUAUACGCGACUAAGGAUAGGGUGAACGAAUAUAAUCACUACCACCUCGACCGCCUCGGCCGGCCAGUCAUCCAGGUCAAAGCUAAGAAUGUUGGCCCCAGCGCGGCUGCUGCUCCUGACGACAAGGCGGGCAACCUUGCGAAGCAGAUCCCCAUAUGCAUUGGCGCCUGUCUGAUGCUGACGUCCAACCUUUGGCAGCCAGUUGGCCUCUGCAACGGCGCCCGUGGUACCGUUUACGACAUCGGCUGGGCACCUGGAACUGACCCCGUCCAAGACCCUCCUUGUGUUAUCAUGAUGGAGUUUGACAAGUACAGUGGACCGGUGUUCUUGACCACCGCUGAUGGCCGGAAGAUUGUCCCGAUACUCCCAGUACAGAGGGACUUCCUCAUCGGAGCCACUCGUUGCACUCGCACCCAGUUUCCCCUGAUUAUAUGUUACGCUAUUACCGUUCACAAGUCGCAAAGCAUUACUGAAGACGUGAUCGUUACGGACCUCUCCUGCCGGGACUUUCAGACUGGUCUCAGCUACGUAGCUGUCUCUCGUGUGAAAACGCUCCAGGGCCUGAUGUUGGAUGCGCCAUUUGAUCGUAGUCGCCUGUUUUAUGAGUCUCCCCCGGAUGGUAUGAAGAUGAAGAUGAGGGAUCAGCGUCAUAGGAGACAACAGGUUCUUACACGGAAUCCCUACAAGAUAGACUAG
Molecule: messenger RNA, 1812 nt
Organism: Metarhizium robertsii ARSEF 23
Lineage: Eukaryota; Fungi; Ascomycota; Sordariomycetes; Hypocreales; Clavicipitaceae
Product: ATP-dependent DNA helicase PIF1
Exons: 2
Coding region: 1-1812 (603 amino acids)
Source: RefSeq, a predicted model, not a curated record